Molecule: messenger RNA, 1416 nt
Organism: Dissoconium aciculare CBS 342.82
Lineage: Eukaryota; Fungi; Ascomycota; Dothideomycetes; Mycosphaerellales; Dissoconiaceae
Product: biotin synthase
Exons: 2
Coding region: 132-1373 (413 amino acids)
Biological process (GO): biotin biosynthetic process
Cellular component (GO): mitochondrion
Molecular function (GO): biotin synthase activity; 2 iron, 2 sulfur cluster binding
Source: RefSeq, a predicted model, not a curated record
UGCCGAGUGCGUGUGGACGUCCAGACACAGGUAGAUACCGGCGUGGGCGGGUUUUCUAAUAUCAUGUCGUGGAUAUCGCUGAGCACCAGUUCAUUACUGGAACCACAUCCUCUUUCACCACAUUCUUCAGCAUGGCCUUGACAGCACUCCCCCGCCGCGCGGCUGUCAGGUCCCUACAGGUCUCACAAUGGGCAUCCACCAGAUACUUCAGCACUCCGGUUGAGGAUGUGUUCUCGCCAAUCAAAACAACACCGCUGCCAGCUCCACCCGUAGCCAGCUCGGUGUUGAGAGAUGCAGUCAAUGCUCGCGCUCCGCGAUAUGACUGGACGAAAGAGGAGAUCCGAGAGAUCUACAACACGCCGCUUAUGGAGUUGGCCUUCCAGGCGGGCACGAUACAUCGCCGCUUCCACUCUCCCUCCGCGGUGCAGAUGUGCACGCUCAUGAACAUCAAGACUGGAGGUUGCAGCGAGGACUGCUCAUACUGCUCGCAGUCGUCCCGCUACAACACUGGUUUGAAGGCGACUAAGAUGUCCCCAGUGGACGAUGUUCUCAAGGCCGCUCGGAUAGCUAAGGACAACGGUAGCACGCGUUUCUGCAUGGGUGCUGCAUGGAGGGAUAUGAGAGGACGCAAAACGAGUCUGAAGAAUGUGAAGGCGAUGGUAGAGGGUAUUCGUGCCAUGGACAUGGAAGUGUGUGUGACAUUGGGAAUGAUCGACCAGAACCAGGCCGAAGAACUCGCGACUGCCGGUCUUACCGCGUACAACCACAAUGUUGACACCUCGCGCGAACACUAUCCCUCUGUCAUCACCACUCGGACAUACGAUGAGCGUCUGGAAACAAUCUCCAACGUGCGAAAGGCUGGAAUCAACGUCUGCUCGGGCGGAAUUCUCGGCCUCGGUGAGAAGCCAGAAGACCAUGUUGGUCUUAUCUACACCGUGUCAACCAUGCCAGCUCACCCCGAAUCUUUCCCCGUAAACGCACUUGUCCCUAUCAAAGGAACACCACUUGGAGACGAUCCCAAGCGAAAGCGCAUCGACUUCGACGCCAUCUUGAGGACAAUCGCGACAGCACGUAUGGUGAUGCCUGCAACCAUUAUCCGUAUCGCUGCUGGGCGCACUACUAUGAGCGAGGCCGAGCAGAUUUUGUGCUUCUCCGCUGGCGCCAAUGCAGUCUUCACGGGCGAGAAAAUGUUAACGACUGACUGCAACGGUUGGGACCAGGACAAGGAGAUGUUCAACCGUUACGGUCUGGUGCCGAUGAAGAGCUUCGAACGUGGUGGCUACAGGGAGACCUCGUGGGCGGAAAUCAAGGCUGACGUAGCCGCCGUUCCUAGUGCACCUUCAACAUCCGCCGAGCCAGCACUGACUGCGUAGAUGAUACAUGACUGUAGUUGAGGUUCAAUAUAAGAAAGCAAAC